AUGACGAAUUCUGAAUCCAAAUUGAGGUUUAAGCUUUUGAUUGACACCAAGGCUCGCAAGGUACUAUUUGCAGAGGCUGAAAAGGAUUGUGUUGAUUUCCUCUUUCACAUUCUCUCGUUGCCUGUGGCCACUGUCGUUAGGCUUCUUAAGGAGAAAGGAAUGAGUUAUGGAUGCUUGCCUAACCUCUAUGACAGCGUAGAAAAUAUGAACGAUACCUUUAUUCAGUCAAAGGAUAUCCUUUUAAAACCCAAGUCUUCAGUUUGGAACUCUCCCGUUCCUUUUCUAUCGCUUAAUGACGUUCCAACGACACAGAAGGCUUUUUAUGGCUGUUCCAACACUCGUACCCACUCCACUGUUUCUGACGACACUAGCGCAAGAUGUAUAACUUGUCAGUAUCCUAUGUCAAGAAAGUUGAUGUAUGUUGCUCCACAGGGAGUGAAGGAAUCUGUGGCAGCAACAGGGGGUUUUGUGAAGGAGGUGGUAACCUACAUGGUGAUGGAUGAUUUGGUGGUUAAGCCUAUGUCCACCAUCUCCAGCAUUACCCUUCUCAACAAAUUUAAUGUCAAGGAUGUUGGUGUCCUGCAGGAGGAAGUUGUUAAUUUUGGAAUGGAAGAGGCGCUGAAGUUGCUGAAGGCGUCAUUCGAGUCGAAAAUAGUCCUGACAAAUGUUUUCAUGAGCUUCAUAAAAGUUGAGAAAUACUCGUAA
Molecule: messenger RNA, 705 nt
Organism: Lycium ferocissimum
Lineage: Eukaryota; Viridiplantae; Streptophyta; Magnoliopsida; Solanales; Solanaceae
Exons: 2
Coding region: 1-705 (234 amino acids)
Source: RefSeq, a predicted model, not a curated record